CUUAAUCUCCUAAAAUUAACCGACUUUGAACAUCUCUCCUCACUAUAAAUUCCUAAUCUUUUUUUACUUUUCUCUGAAAGUUAACAAACAUUCAGAUUUUCGCGAUUCCUCUCUGAGUCAAAGCUCUUCGUUCGACGAUCAGAGUUUUGUGAGAAAGCCAUGGCUCGUACGAAGCAAACUGCUAGGAAAUCGACCGGAGGAAAAGCUCCGAGGAAGCAGCUCGCCACCAAGGCGGCGAGGAAAUCCGCGCCGACCACCGGAGGAGUCAAGAAGCCUCACCGUUACCGCCCCGGAACCGUCGCUCUUCGUGAGAUUCGCAAGUACCAGAAGAGCACUGAGUUGUUGAUCCGUAAGCUUCCCUUCCAGCGUCUUGUUCGUGAAAUCGCCCAGGAUUUCAAGACGGAUCUGAGAUUCCAGAGCCACGCAGUGUUAGCUCUUCAGGAAGCUGCUGAGGCAUAUCUGGUGGGUUUGUUCGAAGACACCAAUCUCUGUGCCAUUCACGCCAAGAGGGUCACGAUUAUGCCUAAAGACAUUCAAUUGGCUAGGCGGAUUCGUGGGGAGCGUGCUUAGAAUCCAAAAAUCAUCAUCACUAUUAUUCUAUUAGGGUUUGUGUUAGUGUUUCGAUUUGUCGCUUUUUGCGUUCUGUUUUUGUUUUUUCUGUCUACUUUGAACUACUAUGAUGUUAAAACGCUCUUUGAAGCAUGGACGGAGAUGAAAUGGUUAUUUGAUGAUAAUGACAAAAAAACCAUUAUUUCUAUAAUUCGAAGUGAUUGUGUGUCAAUUGUUGUUCUUGGAUUGUUCUCACAAUUCCCAGGAAAACUGAUUCUAAUUCAUACACAUUGCUCAUCCGUUUAUGAUGAUUAUCAGCUUUAAAAAUCAC
Molecule: messenger RNA, 880 nt
Organism: Thlaspi arvense
Lineage: Eukaryota; Viridiplantae; Streptophyta; Magnoliopsida; Brassicales; Brassicaceae
Source: the annotation of a GenBank genome assembly